Molecule: messenger RNA, 1437 nt
Organism: Melampsora larici-populina 98AG31
Lineage: Eukaryota; Fungi; Basidiomycota; Pucciniomycetes; Pucciniales; Melampsoraceae
Exons: 3
Coding region: 1-1437 (478 amino acids)
Source: RefSeq, a predicted model, not a curated record
AUGGAUGACGGUCUUCAAACAUUUCGUUUACUUGAUUUACCAAUCGAAGUUCAAAUUCAUUUAAUUCAUAUCAUCGUUCAAAUCUCAAUCGAUCAAUCUCAUCCAGUACCAGUACCAGAAUCAGAUGAAGAUGAGAUCGAAGAAGAAGGUCCUAAACCUAUCAAUUGGUCAACCCUCAUCAACUUGGCUUUAACUUGUCAUUCACUUCAUGAUCUAUGUUGUCCUUUUUACUUACGUCGACUGGUUAUCUCAAGUGGUCCAAGUCGUCUUGGUUUUUCAGUUCCAUCGGAUAGAGAUGAUAUUCGAUCUUUACUCGAUAUCACUCAAAACCAUCUCCUGCUUCGUGCUUCAACGCUUCGUCAUGUGACAACUAUCUUCUAUAAUGGUACUACUCGGAUGAGGUUAUCACAUCCUCUGCCUACUUAUGCUCUCGAGAUCAGUCAUCAACUCUUCAAUGCUACUCCAAAGUUAAGAUCUCUAUGCCUAAGUAGUCUUCCAACUUCAACCGUGAUCUGUUUUCUACGUCAUCCAUUACCAACACUCGAAGCUCUAGCAUUAAGUUAUAUUACCUUUUAUGACGAAAUCAAUCCAGAAGAAUUUCCAUGUUUAAAACGUUUAAAAGCAUUAAAAAUUCAAGAAUGUUCUCCUCAUUGGUUACCCAUCGUCACUCAAACUGAAAAACUUUUACAUCUUUGUGUUUGGAUGCCAGUACAUCAGAUUAGAGAUUUGAAUUGGUUUAUUCCAGAAGUGAUCUUACCUAAUCUUAGGUAUUUGAACUUGGAUGGAUUUAGAGAUCAUCCUAAGAUCCUUGCUCGACUUUGUGAUCUGAUCAGAACAUAUAGAUUAGAAGGUGGUAAGUUUGUGAUUGAGGAACUUGAUCUAGAAGCUCGCUUUACUGCUAGGCUAGUCGAUAAAGUCCUUUCGGCAGUAGAAGGAUAUGAAGGAUUGAAAUCUCUUGCUAUCAGUUGUGUGGUAGGAAGAGAUAUGAAUCCUGAUCUGUUUGACGCUAUCGGACGAGCUGGUAUAGGACCAGGACUGGAGCGGUUAUUAGUCAUGGUGGAUGGUUACGAGGGGAAGCGAUGGCCAGGAAACUUGGCACAUUAUGCAGCCAGACUAAGUCGAUUUACUCGACUAAGAUCAUUUGCAUUUAAUCAUGUAGAUAAUCCAGGACCGAUGGAAUUAGAAGCCGAAGAAGAUGGUGAAUUAGUCAUCAUAGAUCAUUCUAGAUCGAUUUCUCCUAAUUUUGAACAUCAUGCUUCGAUUCUAUUUGGAGCAAUAGAUAAUUUAAAAUCAGUUAUCUUGGUUAAAUCACUUUGGGCUAAUCGAGCAGAUGGAUCAGAAGCAUCUAGAUUAUCUAAACAUCAAGAAAUUCAAAUUCAAAACCAAUUAGAUUUAAGAGACACUUUGAUUCCUUUUGAACCUAGAUGGACAGAUUGA